AUGCCUCCAAAUCUUCCGAACGAGGUCUGGAGUAAGAUCUUCAGCCAUCUCCUGACUGAGCAUGAGAAGCACCGCCUCGAAAUUCAUCACUUUGGCGAUAUCACAAACGCCCGCCUAGUGUGUCGUCUUUGGAAUGACCUAGCCACGAAGCAACUUUUCCGAACCCUGUCACUAGGCACCGACGUAGAUACUGCGUUGCAUUUGUUCGACUCUUGGCAUAGAUUUGUGAGCUCAAAGCUAGUUGCAAAUGCUGCUCGUCGCGUGGCAAUCUUUUCUGCCACAGAGGAGGUGGACGGUUCAUGUUAUAAAGGAAACUGGCCUCCUGAGUGGGAGGCAAAUGGUGAAUGGCGCGCUUUCGAAUCCGCCAUCGACAGAAUCUGCGAUAUGCCCAACCUCGACACUAUUGAGGUCCGCUUCACUUCAUGCUGCGCCGGGAAAGAUGCGCGUCUACUGCCUCUGGACGAGGAAGAGGAAAUUGUUGGUCCCGAACUAGCCACUACUCGUUUCCAAACGCUCAGAGCCGUUCUUCGAGCCAUAGAAACACGAGCUGAACGCCCCGACACGACAGUCAUUCGCGAAUUGGUUUUGGACAAUCUACAAAACAUGCCGCUGCCCAGCACUAUCGCACCCAAUCUUUUCUGCGAUAUUCAACGACUACAAAUCAAGAUUCUCUCUGAAAACUACGGAUACAUGCAUCCUGAUGCGGAAAGACCUGAUCUGAUUCAUCGGGAAGAACUGAGACAAUUCCCCAGUUAUCUACAAAACAAGCUUCUGCCGUCGAUUGCAGACCAGCUUGUCAAAUUGACAAUCUCUGGUGAACACUGGGGUAGUAUACCUGGAGAGUUCAACGGAAAGGGGCUGUCGUUCCCAAAGCUGAAAACUUUGACAUUGGACGGUUAUGACAUCUUACGCAAGGAUCAAUUUCAGUGGGUUCUGGAACAACAAUCUCUCACGGCUCUACAUCUACACAACUGCACCAUCGCUACCCACUGUCAUGCCCAACAACCAGAGUUUGCCCUCUGGAAUGUUAACUUACACGGUUGGUCGAAGGUCAAUGCUUACAGGCUUGGACCAGCUUUCGUUGGCUGGUAUGAAAGCAGCCUGAGAUGGGACACUGUAUUCCACAGUAUCUGCGAAAGCCUUCCCCUGUUGAAGCGCUUUAGCUUUGACAGGAAGCCCUGGGUAGUGUAUUUCAGACACGACACAUCUCCGUUCCCUGGGCAAAUGGAGUUGCGGUAUCUCGCCUUUUCCGGGCGCUGGUUUGAGCCGCCACGCCUUUAUUAUCAUGAAAGGAGUGAGCUGCAGGAGAGUAUGCCACGCUUGGUAGACGAGUCACUGGCAAAGGCUGAAAAGCCAGAUAGCCAAGCGUUGGAGAAGUUACUCCAAACUGUUGAGGACCGACGAAACGAGCGACAUGUACUUUGA
Molecule: messenger RNA, 1425 nt
Organism: Fusarium graminearum PH-1
Lineage: Eukaryota; Fungi; Ascomycota; Sordariomycetes; Hypocreales; Nectriaceae
Exons: 1
Coding region: 1-1425 (474 amino acids)
Molecular function (GO): protein binding
Source: RefSeq, a predicted model, not a curated record